Molecule: messenger RNA, 540 nt
Organism: Alternaria hordeiaustralica
Lineage: Eukaryota; Fungi; Ascomycota; Dothideomycetes; Pleosporales; Pleosporaceae
Exons: 1
Coding region: 1-540 (179 amino acids)
Source: RefSeq, a predicted model, not a curated record
AUGCCACGUAAAGCCACUAAAAGCGCAAGUGCUCCAGCUCCCAGGAGCAAUUCUAAACGUCCUGCGCCGGAGGUUCCAGCACGGCAGUCUAAGAGAGCACGGGCUACCGCAAGGAAGUCUUACGUCGAGCCUGAGAGCGACACGGAUAGCGACGGGAACAAACCCAAGGCAGACGUCGCACCCGACGAUGACGAGGAUGACGUUGUAGCAUCAGACUACGAGGAACAUAGCGACAAGGAUCCAUCGUCGGAAUCCGAGCACGAUGAAACCGCCAGUGACGACGAAUCUGAGGGCAAGCGAGCAACUCCUAGAGGGCGCGAAACCAAGAGCCUUGCCAUACACAAGAAGGUCGCUGGCGAGAAAGAGCUAUGGAAACCCGGUGCGAAGCUCGCACCAGGAACGCAGCUGAUCAUCAAGAAACCAAAGGCUCGAGAUGCAGGCGACACGCCGUACUUGGAUCACACAAUCCACCCAAAUACUAUGCUGUUCCUUAAGGACUUGACGGCUAACAACGACCGCCAAUGGUUGAAGCGUGAGUGA